CGUAAAAAAGCAUACUGCAGCAUAUUUUAAAAUUGAAAUGGAUUUUUCAAAGAAAGUAAGAAAAAGCGGCCUUUUUUACUACCGUCGAAGGAAAAUUCUCGAGAAAUGGACUAAGGAAAACCAAUUAUUUCAAUCAGAUCAUUGUACGUUCAAUCAACAACUAUCAUCUACUUUGGGGCAGGAGAAUCGACCGGAUGCUACGACUGAUGAUGGGAUCGCAACUGGUGAUCUCUCUGGUGAUAGUCAGUUUAUAAAUACACAAGAAAUAGACAGCGGUAUUCCGAAUAUUGAUAACCCUACGGACACUAAAGAUUCAGAAGAGAAUGUAUCACUAUCUGGUGCGUAUGACGAUCUUAUAUCCAUUGAUGAACUCGAUUCAAUGAGCCUUGAAGAAAGCAUCCGAUAUUGGGCUCUUAAAACGAACCAACCGCAUCAAUCCAUUAACAUGAUUAUGGACAUCAUACGCAAAAAGACGGACGGGAAACUAUUACCGCGAUCCGCCAGAUCACUGCUAAAGACUUCAAGAACUGCAACGUCGAAUAUCGUAGACAUAGCUGGUGGUCAGUAUUGGUACUAUGGGAUUAGAAGGUGCCUGGCAGAUUUCUUUCGCGAUAUCGAUCAUCCUAUUUCCAUUUCAAUCAACGUGAACAUCGAUGGCAUACCUGUUUACAAAAGCAGCAAAGCCCAGCUAUGGCCAAUUCUUUUCAAUAUAUUUGAGAAACCAGAUAUUAAGCCAAUGGCCAUUGCCCUAUUCCUUGGCAAUUCAAAACCUGAAAGUUUGGAAGAAUUCCUGCGACCUUUUGUAGAUGAGUUCACAGAUAUCUUGAACAAUGGAUUUUUCAUCAACGGUAAUAAAAUAACCAUUCGAUUGAGAUGCUUCAUAUGCGACACACCCGCACGUGCCUUCAUUAAGGGUGUAUAUGGCUUCAAUUCAAAAAACGGUUGUAUAAAAUGCACAUGCGAAGGCGAAUACUCAUAUGAAUCUCGCACAGUAGUAUUCACUUCAGUGAACUGUGCCAAACGAAAUGACCACGAGUUCAGGACGAAUGCUUAUAGUCACCAUCAAAAAACGAUCACACCUCUGAUUGAUAUUCCCAAUCUGGAUCUUAUUCAGGAUAUUAUCGUAGCAGAUCGCCUCCACCUAAUUGACUUGGGUUUAAUGAAACGAUUAUUGCUUGGGUGGAGAGAUGGCACUCUAGGGUACGCAGCUAAAUUAUCAGCUUUACAAAUUAAUGAUAUGACUGUUAUGCUUCGCAAUAUUCAGCUUCCCGCAGAAAUGCAUAGGAAGUUUCGAGGUCUGGAUCAUCUUUCCCACUGGAAAGGGACUGAAUUCAAUAAUUUUCUGCAUUAUGGGAGCAUAGUUGUACUGAAGAAACAUCUUCCUUCAGACGCAUAUCAACAUUUCCUUUUAUUCUAUUGCUCCAUAACGAUGCUCUCAUCAGAAUGUUUCAGACCGAACUGGCAUGUAGCUAAAAAAAUGUUAGAACAGUUUAUUAUUGAUUUCAUGAGGAUCUACGGAGAACAGUAUGUGACCAGUAACAUUCACAAUCUUCAACAUAUAGUAGAUGAGGCAGAGGUUUUCGGUACAUUAAGUACAAUGGCUGCAUAUCCAUUUGAAAAUGGUUUGCAACGAAUGAAACAUUUCAUUCGUAGUGGAUCUAAAACUCUUGAACAAGUCGUUAAUCGACUAUCGGAAAUCAUUUCACAAGACUAUUAUGGUACACACAAAUCAACGAAAAAAUUUCCUUUAUUAACAAAUUUCGGAGAUUCUGUACGCGUUGAGAUAGAAGAUAGCUUUGUUCUGAGUAACUCUCAAAGGAAUAGUUGGUUUUUGACUAAAACCAAUCAGGUGGUAAAAUUUGUUAACGCGACACAAACGCCAGGAGUACAAAUUCAUGGUAAAGUUCUGGUUAAUACCCGAAACUUUUUUGAUGAUCCUUUUACCUCGUCUGUUUUAUACGUAUUUUGCGGUGAUAUUAAUAAUUUGUCUCCUGAUGAGCUACUAUUCGGAUGUGAUGAUAUCAAGUGCAAACUAGUUGCUGUUCCAAAUGGCGAAGAAUAUGUGUUUGUACCUGUACUGCAUACGCUUAAAUCAAUUUGAAUAAACAUUCGUUAUGUC
Armigeres subalbatus is the source of this 2119-nucleotide messenger RNA. RefSeq lists its product as uncharacterized. Lineage: Eukaryota; Metazoa; Arthropoda; Insecta; Diptera; Culicidae. The transcript is spliced from 4 exons. The coding region runs from base 38 to 2101 and encodes 687 amino acids. The record is from RefSeq and is a predicted model, not a curated record.